Sitophilus oryzae (rice weevil) is the source of this 853-nucleotide messenger RNA. RefSeq lists its product as uncharacterized. The transcript is spliced from 2 exons. Bases 56 to 781 code for a protein of 241 amino acids. The record is from RefSeq and is a predicted model, not a curated record. Lineage: Eukaryota; Metazoa; Arthropoda; Insecta; Coleoptera; Curculionidae.
AAAAGCCGAAUUUUAAAAUUUAAAACAUUAACAGAAAUACAUCAAACCCAACAAAAUGGCAUCUAAAGUCGUAGCUGCUCUCUUCGUAGUUUUCUUAACUUUCCAGGCAUCUGAUGCCAGGGCUCAAAAAGUAAACGGUGCCUUCGAUGACGCAAUUAACGUGGCUGAAAACAUCCUCGGAGUAGUAACCAAUAUCACCAGAGACGUUUUGGACUUGGCCGAAAACGAACUUAAUACUAUCAUCGACGAACUGGACAAAAUCAAAGAAGGCGGAGACGCAUAUGCCAAAGAAGUAGUCGACAAGGAACUAGCUGAAAUCCGUAAACUCAUUGACGACUUCAAGAACAACACAGACGGUGUCGCCAAAGAAGUUUUGGAAUGUGUCGAAGGUGUAGAAGGUGAUGUUGAAGCUCUGGAAGUUUAUGCUCUCAACGCAUCAACUGCUUGUACCGACGGAGCUGUAAAAGCAGUCGUCAGCGACAUUUUACCAAUUCUGGAAGCUAUUAAAGAAGCUGACGAACAACUGGCUGCAGAAAAAGACGCUUUGGAUCUGUGUAAAAAUGAGCUCAUCCCCAUAACUUGUAUCAACAAUGUUGUUAACGAUUUAAUCACCAUCGUUUCGAAAGUCCCAUCCUCCAUUGAAAACGAUGUCGCCAAAAUCAAAAGCGAUUUUGAAGUUUUGGAAGAAAAAUUAGAAAACUGUGCUAACGACGUUGUACCUGAAGUUGUAGCAAAGGCUGCCACACUUGUAGAUGACUUCUCUGCCUGCCUUCAACAAUAAAUAUAUAUAGAUAUAUUUUUUUAUAAAAGAUAUUUUUAUAUAAAAUUUUAAUAAAGCUAAUUAAGAAAAAUA